Dibothriocephalus latus is the source of this 546-nucleotide messenger RNA. NCBI's taxonomy places the organism in Eukaryota, Metazoa, Platyhelminthes, Cestoda, Diphyllobothriidea, Diphyllobothriidae. The record is from the annotation of a GenBank genome assembly.
CUGAGUCUUUUUUUAGGAGACGAGGGUGAAUCCGGGGACCCUGGACCUCAGGGUCGAAAAGGAGUCGCCGGUCCUCCAGGUGACCCUGGUCAACGUGGACCCCCUGGCGACAUGGGCUAUAAAGGUCGUAAGGGUGCUAGAGGUCCCCCUGGUCGUGCCGGAAAUAGUAUACAAGGAGCUGAAGGUCUUCCAGGCGAUGAUGGACCCAAAGGUGAAAAGGGUGAACCGGGCCCCGAGGGUACCAAAGGUGUUCGUGGAGAGAUAGGACCAAAGGGUGAACGUGGUGAGCAAGGACGCAGUCCAGACGAGGGAAUACCUGGUCCUCCUGGUGAUAUGGGUGACCCUGGCCCUAGAGGUCCACCUGGUAUGGCCGGACCAAAGGGCGAACCCGGCAAGUGCAUCGGUUCGGCCGCCAAGGGUGAUCGCGGUGAACAGGGUGAUAGAGGUGAACACGGUCCCCCCGGUCUGCCGGGACCAAAGGGAGACAAGGGAGACAGAGGAUCUCCCGGCGUUCAGGGCCAACCGGGUAAGUUACCGUGCUCUUAA